AUGCAAAGAGGUCCAGUUUAUUCCGAUAUUUUUGGGUCCGAGCGAUUACCUGACACCGAAGGUGUUGACUCGGGAGCAACGCAAUCCGGAUUUAUACCUGAUAGGGUGGAAGAUAUAAAAGAUCUGGAAAAACUACUGUCGGAAAGUAUAUUGGAAGAUCUGACAGUGGCAGAGAGGUCGAGGCAGUUACAUUACCAGCCAGAUCCAUUUCACGAUCAAUUUCUAGUUGAAAGCUCAGCAUUCACUUUGAGCGAGAAAACCCAUAUUCCAAAGGUACCAGAUACGGUGAGUCUCUCCUCAAACGAUAAUACUCCUAUUAGCAGUCCGAAGAAAAGAACUGCGAAUAACUCGACGGCGUUCAAUCCGGCAUUUGCACCGAUUGAUACCUCAAACAAUAUAACUACCAUAGACGAAAUUGAACCACAAAUGGAUAGAAAAAGUUCAAAUUCAACUCUAUCGAGAAAGAACCUCUACCAGAACACGGGCAGCAUUCCUCAAAGGAACGACGACACGGAGGUAGAUAUAGAAAUGCCAAACAGAUCCAAAGGUGGAUCGGUACCAAGGAGAAAACCAUCGUUGCCGCAGCUUGCUUUAGCUAGCCUAAAGAAGCAGGCCAGUUUUGGUAGCAGUCCAACAACGACUCCUACGUACUCUAGGAGGUCUCCCAUGCAAGGGUUCGGUUUUUUCAAUAGAUCUGCUUCGAGAGAUUUGACAGAUCAGCAUGUAGCAUAUCAGCAGCAGCAGCAGCAGCAGCAGCAUCAACAGCAACAGCAACAGGCACAGCACUCUCAACAGACCAUGUCGUCUCCACAGCAAGGACAUUCUUUCAGAGGAUUUGCCUCCAAGGCAAACCCAUUUUCAGAUAACGCUAAUACUUAUGGGAAUCACAUGCAUAACGCUGAAACGGACAACAGCUCUAUGUCUACGAAACACAGCUUCUAUGGCCACUUGAGCUCAGCACAUAGUUCUCAAACGCUCAGCUCAUUGCUGGGCGGGACCAACAACUCGGGCGAGAGUGCAAGCACGACUAACAAACUAAACCACGCAGCAACUACAAUAGGGAUAGGUUUGAACACGAGAAGCUCCUCGACAUCGUUGACUUCAAAGAGAUUCACAUCGUCCUCAGGGAACUCCUCGCACGGCCAUCACCAUCACAGGCGCCAGAGCAGCAUCACUCCACUAUCAUCAAAUAACAAGACAUCGUCCUCUAUCUUAUCAAAGACGUUCAAUAACGGGGGCAGUAAAAGCAUGGCCACGGCAGGUCCGACGGGGCAUCGCAGGAGUACCAAGAAACAUAACUAUGUGUAUCCAGCUCUACUCUCCAGGGUUGCAACAAGAUUUAAAAAGACGAUUUCAUUAGGCGAAUACAAAAAGGACGGUCUCGUUUACCGUGAUGCGUUUACUGGUCAGCAAGCAGUGGACGUUCUGUGUUCCAUGAUAAGAUCGAAUGACAGGAAUAUUGCAAUUCUGCUUGGUAGAUCUUUGGAGGCACAGAAGCUCUUCCAUGAUGUCGUUUACGAACACCGUUUGAGAGACUCGCCCUUUGAAGUUUACGAAUUCACAGAUAACUCUAGAUUCAUUGGGUCCGGAUCCUCUGGAAUGGUAUCUCUAAGUAACCAUGAUCCACUAAUGCUUAUGUCCCAGGGGUCCUCAACGACACAAACAAACGACCAACAUAUGCAACAUAACCAGAGAGACAUUCCAGUGACAAAUUCGAGAUCUUCGCUUUUCAGUCAGCAAACAGAGAAUUCCUCUGAUAGUAUGACAUAUCAGCCAUCGUCAGCGUUUACCUCACAAUCGACAAUCACACAAGUAGCGCCAAAGGGUCAGCAGCAGUUGGAUCCAUCAAUGCUCCAUAAUGUAAGCGGUGUAUUCACCUUACUUGCAGAAUGCUACUCGCCAACUUGCUCCCAUGAUAAGUUGUGCUACUCGAUAUCAUGUCCAAAAAGAUUGGAACAACAGCAGAGGCUGAACUUGAAACCCAACGGUGGUUUGAAAAGAAACAUCUCAGUUGCGUUGGAAGAAGAGGAGGAGGAAAAGCAGUCCUGGACAAGUUCUGUUUCUAAAGAAAUAUGGAAAGGCCUCUCAAAGAAAGAAAUAAAGAGGCAAGAGGCAAUCUACGAGGUUUACAUCACGGAAAAGAACUUUGUAAAGUCCCUGGAAGUGACAAGAGAUGUCUUCAUGAAAAACCUGGCAGAAACAAAUAUUAUACCAGCGGAUAUUCGUAAGAAUUUCAUCAAACAUGUCUUUGCUCACAUUAACGACAUUUAUUCUGUUAACAGAAGAUUUUUAGAGGCACUCAGUGAUAGACAGAAAUCCAGUCCUGUGGUGAAGGGGAUAGGGGAUAUUUUGUUGCGAUUUAUUCCCUUUUUCGAACCGUUCGUUUCCUAUGUUGCGUCAAGACCUUAUGCUAAAUACCUGAUCGAGACUCAACGGUCUGUCAACCCCCAUUUUGCCAGGUUUGAUGAUGAUAUGAUGAGUUCGUCACUGAGGCAUGGAAUUGAUUCGUUUUUAUCUCAAGGUGUCUCCAGGCCUGGUAGGUAUAUGUUGCUGGUGAGAGAGAUUUUGAAGUCGACGGAACCCGAAAAAGGCCCAGAGGAAUUUGAAGUUUUGACGAAGGCGAUGGACGCCCUUCGUGAUUUUAUGAAAAGGAUUGAUAAAGCCUCAGGAGCUGCCCAGGAUAGACACGACGUCAAACUAUUGAAACAAAAAAUUUUGUUCAAAAAUGAGUACGUCAAUAUGGGCCUCAACGAUGAAAAACGUAAGAUCAAGCAUGAAGGCGUAUUGUCAAGAAAAGAGCUCGUCAAAGCUGAUAACAGUGUAGUCGGUGAUAUACAAUUUUACUUGCUGGAUAACAUGCUUCUUUUCCUGAAGGCUAAGUCGGUAAACAAGUGGCAUCAACAUAAAGUUUUCCAAAGACCAAUUCCAUUGCCGCUACUAUUUGCUUGUCCGGGUGAAGACAUGCCCAUAUUGCGUAGGUACAUUGGUUCAUCUCCCGAUUCAUUUGCUACUGUAAUCCAACCGGAAUACAACUCUCCCAAUACUAAAAACGCCAUAACAUUUUAUUACUAUGGCGCCAAACAGAGGUACCAGGUUACAUUAUAUGCUGCUCAGAUGGCUAGUUUACAGACACUUCUAGACAAAAUCAAACAGGAACAACAAAGAAUUAUUGAUGAGACAAGCAUGAUCAAUAUAACUAAGCUCAGUGAUAAGUUCUUCGAUUAUUCAAACAAGGUCAAUAGUGUCAGCUCAUGUGAUGGUGGUCGUAAACUACUGAUAGCUACGAAUUCUGGGUUGUAUAUGAGUAAUAUCAAAAGACAGGAAGAUAAGAUGACGAAAAAGCCACUUAUCACCUUCUCGUCCCCACUACAAUUGGUACAAAGAAGUAGUAUUUUGCAAGUUGCAGUUUUAGAUGAGUUCCAAUCUAUUUUGUUGUUGGUGGACAAGAAAUUAUACAGUGUCCCGUUGUCACUAAUCAGCAUUGACAGUAAUGGCACAUCGUACUUUAAGAAGCAUGGAAAAGAACUGGUAAAUCAUGUCACCUUCUUUUCUGAGGGCGAUUGUAACGGCAAGAGGUUGAUUGUUACUGCGCACAGUUCGUCCCAUUCGAUAAAGUUUUUUGAAUUAGAGCCACCAGUGUUGACGAACAGCGGCAGCUCCUCGAACAACAAGAAGAGUCUGAAGAAGAAGAUUACGGAGGUCGUGUUCGACUCUGAACCCGUUUCUAUUUCUUUCUUGAAGGCAAACCUGUGUAUCGGUUGCAAGAAAGGUUUUCAAAUUGUCAGCAUUUCGCAAAAUGCACAUGAAUCGCUGUUGGACCCUGCGGACACGUCGUUGGAGUUUGCUCUCAAGGAUACAUUGAAACCGAUGGCCAUUUACCGUGUGGGCAACAUGUUUCUGCUGUGCUAUAUGGAGUUUGCGUUCUUUGUUAACAACCAGGGUUGGCGUAAAAAGGAAUCGCACAUUAUACACUGGGAGGGAGAACCUCAAAAGUUUGCCAUUUGGUACCCAUACAUUUUGGCUUUCAACAGCCGUUUUAUUGAAAUUAGAAAGAUUGAUACUGGUGAACUGGUUCGCUGUAUUUUGGGUGAAAAAAUCAGAUUGCUGCAGACAAGCACACAGGAGAUACUCUACGUAUACGAAGAUGCCCGCGGUUAUGACACUGUUGCAUCUCUAGAUUUCUGGGGGUGA
Huiozyma naganishii CBS 8797 is the source of this 4191-nucleotide messenger RNA. RefSeq lists its product as uncharacterized. Gene Ontology annotation, biological process: intracellular signal transduction. Lineage: Eukaryota; Fungi; Ascomycota; Saccharomycetes; Saccharomycetales; Saccharomycetaceae. Gene Ontology annotation, molecular function: guanyl-nucleotide exchange factor activity. The record is from RefSeq and is a predicted model, not a curated record. The coding region runs from base 1 to 4191 and encodes 1396 amino acids. The transcript has a single exon.